Messenger RNA from Chironomus riparius, 3009 nucleotides. The record is from the annotation of a GenBank genome assembly. Lineage: Eukaryota; Metazoa; Arthropoda; Insecta; Diptera; Chironomidae.
AUGAUCGCUAACAUAUUUAAUUACACAACAAGCUACUUCAAAGUUACUUUCAAUAAUGCAGAAGAUUCUGAUGUGCAUUUUGAUGUGUGUAGUGUGAGAACCUUCUUUUUUUCAGGCACUCAUAUGAGUGCAAGCUUUGUUGAGAACCGAGAAAUCAUCAUCACAACGCCUGGAGAGCUUUAUACAUCCUACGAAAAAUUGUGGCUUCCUUUCGAUGACGCAACAUGGAAAUUUUUAAUUUCAACAUUUUUCAUUGCAUUUCAAGCAAUUUUAAUAAUUUAUCGACUCCCAAAAUUGACACAAACCCGAUUUUUUGGCGAAGACAUCAAAACUCCAUCGCUCAAUAUUGUUAGCACAUUCUUCGGAAUUCCUCAACUGAAACUACCAACAAGUCACAUUCCACGACUCAUUCUUGUAUUUUUUAUAUUUUUUUGUCUAAUUUUCCGGACGUGCUAUCAAAGUAAAUUAUUUGAAUUCUUAACGAGUGAGCCAAGACGAAGUCCACCGCAAACUAUUAAGGAAUUAAAGGAUAAAGACUUCAAAAUUUAUGGCGUAAAUGCAAUCAAUGAAUUGGAUGACAUCAACGAGGAUGUACAAAAAUAUUGGCCUCAAACCAUCACAGUUGAUCAUAUCCAGUACUCCGAAUUGUUCUUAACGCAAUCCAAAAAUGCAUCAGCAAAGAUUGCAUUAAUUGCACAGGAAUUAGGUUUGACGAUGAUAAGUGUUGGCGGACAUAACAUAAAAUGGCAUAAACUUCCAAAUUAUUCAAUUUACGUCAGUCAAUCUGGAUUUGGUUUUGCGCCAAACAACUUUUUCUAUCGAAUUAUUGACGAAACUGUCGAACGACUUGUAUCAGGUGGAAUUAUGAAUCGUAUGGUUGACAUGUGCUUGCCACUCAUGAGAAGUCAGCUUAUGCCAAAGACGGCAUUUGUUUUAAAAGUUGAAAAUUUGGAAUUUGGAUUUGUUAUUUGGAUGGGAUGUUGUGGACUUUGUGUUGCUUGCUUUUUGUCGGAAUCUAUUAUUUGGAAUGUGUGGAAGUUUAUGAGAUAUUAUAGGACACAAAAGGAACCGAUAAAGAUAAAGUUUGAAAAAAUAUAUCCCGAUGUGGUGAGUGACGAAAUUAGGUUUCAAAAUGUGAUAAAAAAUUGCAAUACAUUUCGGAUGAAGAGGCCAAAGUUGGUGGAAAAUGAAGUGUCAAUUAAGGAUUUGGAUCUUUUUAAGGAUGAAUUUAGUAUUUCUGUCGAAACAAUUGAAGAUAUGGAUGUUGGGGAUACACUAUUGAAUAACAAGAUUGAAGUUCGAAGUGAAUUGCAAUUUAAGGACAUUGAGGAAUCGCUAUGGGGAGAGGUUUCGGCAUUAUUUUUCGUUUAUUCUUGUUCCGAUUUUGCAUCGCUUCAUUCAGCAUUUCAAUUAAGAAAUUGGGCACCAAAAGUAUUAAAAUAUUUAAUUCAUAUCGAAAAUUGUGGAUUAGAAGAGCUGCAAAUCAAUCUUGUUUAUUUAAUAAAUUCAAAAAGAUUAACCUAUGCAGAAAGUUCACUUCAAGUGUUCACAAGUCUUCUUAUUCAUGAUGAUCAUUUUAUUUAUUUGACAUCACUCGAGUGGUUUACUGAGGUAGCAUGUAAUGAAGCUCAACUAGUUGUGCUGAAUUCAUUUGACAAAAGAACUAGAAAAUGGACAAAAGAAUUGAAAAACUAUGAAAAGUUUAUGAAUUUUCACGGUUGUAACUUGAGAAUGGGAAUCGUUGAUUUGGUCAAAAACAGAUGCUUUGGUGAGCCAGAAAUGUCGAACAAUACCAUGAACGCCAAAGGCAUUAAACCCGAUUUGUUCGAAACUAUUUCAAAAAAAGCUAAUUAUACUACAAGCUACGCUCUCAUCAUGAAGGGUGAAACUGCCGAUUUUGAUGUAUUUUUUGAUGUUUAUCAUCAAAUGAUUUUCUCAAAGACGGAUUUUCACAUGACAACAAGUUUUAUUGAAUCGAAAGAAAUCAUCGUUACAACUCCUGGCGAACUGUACACGUCAUAUGAAAAACUUUGGCUGCCUUUUGAUGACACGACAUGGACGCUUUUGAUAAUUACAUUUUUAAUUUCCACUUUUGUAAUUUUAAUCAUUCAUCGACUCUCAAAAUUCAUGCAAGAAAGGAUUUUUGGUGAAAAUGUCAAAACUCCGAUGUUAAAUCUAAUCAGCACAUUCUUUGGAAUCUCUCAAUAUCGACUUCCAUUCAGCCACAUUCCACGAUUUGUAUUAAUUUUAUAUGUAUUUUACUGCUUGAUUUUUCGAACCUGCUAUCAAAGUAAACUGUUUGAGUUUAUGACAAGUGAACCUCGACGAGACCCACCAAGAACGAUGAAGGAUUUAUGGGAAAAGAAUUUUGUCAUUUAUUGGGAUGAGGACAUAAGAAGUGUCAAUGACAUCACCGAUGAUGAAAAGAAAUAUUGGCCUCAAAUUGUCACAGUUAACAAUGAUCAGUACAAUGACUUUUACAGCACACAGUCACAAAAUGCAUCAACAAGGAUUGGAUUAAUUGUUCAGGAACUAGCAGUUAAGAUGUUUGAUCACUUUAAAUAUAAUAUAAAAUGGCAUAAAUUGCCAAAUUAUUCUUUAUAUGUCGGACAAUCAGGAUUCAUUUUUAGAGCAAAUAAUUUUUUCUUUCGGAUCGUCGACGAGACUAUUCAACGAUUGACAUCAGGUGGGAUUAUGAAUCAUUUGAUAAAAAAGUGUUUUCCCGCCAAAACAGGUGAAGUUGAAGUGAAGGAAGCAACGGUUUUGAAGAUUAAAGAUUUGAAUUUUGGAUUUAAUAUUUGGCUUGGAUGCUGUGCAGUUUGUGCUUCUUGUUUUGUGAUUGAACUCUUUGUUUGGAUUAUAAGUCAAAUUAUCAAAUGUUUCGAGGCAAAAAGGAAGAAGAAAAUGCUGAAAUUCGCAAAAAUAUUUCCAGAAGUCAUCAAUGUUGACAGAUUAGAACCAAAAUGUCAACAAAAACAGGAUUUAUUUCGAAUACAGAAGCUGAAUUAG